Molecule: messenger RNA, 845 nt
Organism: Astrephomene gubernaculifera
Lineage: Eukaryota; Viridiplantae; Chlorophyta; Chlorophyceae; Chlamydomonadales; Astrephomenaceae
Source: the annotation of a GenBank genome assembly
UACAUCAAUUAACUAACAAGUUCGUGUAGAAUGGCGACUGCUUUGUGCCAGGGGCCGUCGGCUCGUAUGAUCAGGCGUCCAGCUUUUGGGGCGCUGGCCGUCCAACCUCUACCCUCCAUCCUACCUCGCGCCUCACGCGCCACGGUGCGCACCCAGGCAGCGAACACUGAUGCCGGUGCAGCAGGAGUAGCGGCUAUUGCCGUUGGGCUUCCGGCCAACGUCAUCAUGCUCUGGUCUGAGUGGACGCUCAAGACCACGGGCAGCGGCCUGCCUCCAGGCCCUGGUGGCGCGCUGGGCGCUGCAGAGGGUGUGAGCUACCUCGCGGUGCUCGCCAUCGUGGCCUGGAGCGCCUACACCAAGGCCACCACGGGCAGCGGACUGCCGGCCGGACCCGCGGGUCUGCUGGGCGCGGUGGAGGGCUGCUCCUACCUGGCCGUGCUGGCAGGUGUCGUGGUGUUUGCACUCAAAUACCUGUCGUGAUGAGCGAGCCCCCGGGUGGACUGGUGCGGCUUCAUCGUCCCUGCAUCGUACGACGUUUGGGCUUGCAGCAUGCAGCUGCACAGCUUUCGCUGCGGCUCAAGACGGCUGCUUGGUGUCAGUGUGUGCCAUAAACCCCAUAUUGUGGGGCCGCAACAGGAUUACAAUAACCACAUGAACGGGCAGCCGUGUUGCAUCAGCAGUAGCAAAGUCUUUAGCGCAUCCGCCAUGCUGCCAGGAAUUGACCAGGGCAGCCAGGGGCAGCGAGCAGCUAGCAGUCCUAUGCAUGUACACCACUAGGAGGGAUUACAGCCGAGGAGAGCGGCAGAUCCACAACCUACCACCACUCCGCUGCGCGCGAUCCCCUC